UUUGACCUCAGAUGGCAGCAGCACGUCCACGUCAAAGCGAAGCCCCUCUUUUUGUCUUUUCCCAGCACCUGUAGUUGUGCUGGCAGCCCGUUUGUUUUGGCUGUACAUUGGCUAUAGGCAUUUGGUGUCAGGUCGAGAACCUGCUGUAAGCUGUGGCAUUAUGUCUGACAAAAGCGAGCUGAAAGCAGAGCUUGAAAGGAAGAAGCAACGCUUGGCUCAAAUCAGAGAGGAGAAGAAAAGGAAGGAGGAGGAGCGCAAGAAGCAAGCGGCGGACCAAUUGAAAGAAGCUGUACAACACCAGGAUGAUUCAGACCUGGAGAAAAAAAGACGUGAGGCUGAGGCUCUUCUACAGAGCAUGGGCAUAACCCCAGAUGUUCCUGUUGUCCCUCCUCCCAUCUCUCCAACUACCAAAUCGGCAGGCACACCGAGUGAGGCAGGGAGCCAAGACUCUGAUGGAGCUGUGGGACCCAGGACUCUGCACUGGGACUCUGACCCGUCCACUCUUCAACUUCACUCUGACUCUGAGCUGGGGCGUGGAACCCCAAAACUGGGAAUGGCCAAAAUCACACAGGUGGACUUCCCUCCACGUGAGACGGUGUCCUACACAAAAGAGACCCAGACACCUGUCAUGACUCAGCAAAAAGAAGAGGAAGAAGAAGAGGAAGAAAGUGCUCCACCUCAACCAGUUGUGGAGACUCAGACUGAGAAACCCGACCAGAAAGAGGAGGAGGAAGCACCCCCCCACGAACUGACAGAGGAGGAAAAACUCCAGAUCCUGCACUCCGAAGAGUUUGUGAAUUUCUUCGACCACAGCACUCGCAUUAUUGAGCGAGCUCUAUCAGAGCACGUGGACCUCUUCUUCGACUACAGUGGUCGUGACCUGGAGGAGAAGGAGGGUGAGAUCCAGGCCGGAGCAAAGCUCUCCCUCAACAGGCAGUUCUUGGAUGAGCGCUGGUCCAAGCAUCGUGUCGUCACCUGCCUGGACUGGUCCCCCCAGUAUCCUGAACUCCUGGUUGCCUCAUACAACAACAACGAGGAAGCUCCCCACGAGCCAGAUGGCGUGGCCUUAGUGUGGAAUAUGAAGUACAAGAAGGCCACACCGGAGUACGUCUUCCACUGUCAGUCUGCUGUUAUGUCGGCUGCGUUUGCCAAGUUCCACCCCAACGUUGUGGUGGGGGGCACAUACUCGGGGCAGAUUGUUCUGUGGGACAACAGGAGCAACAAGAGGACCCCCGUGCAGAGGACUCCCCUGUCAGCAGCAGCACACACGCAUAUAACCCAGCAGAGGAAUAAAAUGUCUCCCUCUUUUCUCUCCAUCUCUUUGAGUCUGGACAUGCUCUCUCAGCCACAGGACAGCAUGGAGCUGGUGUUCAAGCAGUCCAAAGCUGUAGCUGUCACCUCCAUGUCUUUCCCUCUCGGAGAUGUCAACAAUUUUGUGGUGGGCAGCGAGGACGGCUCCGUCUACAUGUCGUGUCGUCACGGAAGCAAAGCGGGCAUUAGUGAGAUGUUCGAGGGCCACCAUGGGCCCAUCACAGGGAUCCACUGCCACACGGCUGCAGGGCCUCUGGACUUCUCCCACCUGUUUGUUACCUCCUCUUUUGACUGGACUGUCAAGCUGUGGAGCACCAAGAACAACAAGCCUCUGUACUCAUUUGAGGACAACUCGGACUAUGUGUACGACGUCAUGUGGUCUCCAACUCACCCUGCUCUGUUUGCUUGUGUGGACGGAGUCGGCCAUCUUGACCUGUGGAACCUCAACAAUGACACAGAGGUUCCUACCGCCAGCGUGACAGUGGAGGGUAACCCAGCUCUCAACAGGAUCAGAUGGGCUCACUCUGGCAGGGAAAUCGCUGUGGGAGACUCUGAUGGACGAGUCCUUGUGUACGAUGUUGGCGAGCAAACUGCGGUUCCACGAAACGACGAGUGGACCCGCUUUGUUCGCACGCUGGCAGAGAUCAACGAGAACAGGGAUGAUGCAGAGGAGCUGGCAGCUCAGCGCCUGGCUGCCUGAUCCACUCGCCACAGAUGUGAUGUUAAAGGGACCAGUGGUGCGCUUGUUAAUAUCAGCCCCGACUUUGAUGGAAGGAAACGAUGUGAUGACAACAUAACCGGAGGGAAAAGGUUUUGAUCAGAAAGACGUACAGACAUCUUUUCUUUUUUUCUUACACUUUCUUUUUUGGACAACUCUGCCUUUCUCAGUUAGCUGGACUGUCACCAGUCUUCCGUGGAAUAACACAAGCGACAGGGCUAUCGACCUCAGACACUAAGCCAUAUUCACGAAACACAAACCAGUCAUCCUUUCUCCAACCAGAUGCCUUAAACUUUAGUUUUAACCUUUGAUUGUAAAACCUGUCGUCAUUUAGUGCAUGUCAUCAUGAGCCUUAAUUUUGAGUUUUUCAGUUCAGACACUCUGCGGAGCUCCAUUUCUCACCAAAGCUGUAGUGAAACAAUCACAUCUCUAAACACCCAGGAAUGUAAACUUCUUAUACUGUAGAACCGUGUUGUCAUCUCAGCUCCUUUUAGACUUGAUAACGUAAAUAUUCACGUGUUUGUAUAAUACUGAAAUGUCCAAAAUCCAAAUGUCUUUCUACUUUCUAUAUUCUAUACUGCACCAGGCUUCACUUAAUCAGUGGAGCUGGUUAGACUGGAGAUAGCUGGAGUAUCCUCAAUGCCUAAGAAGAUGAUCGUGUAUGCUGUAAGUGCUGUUGACAGGAUCUGAACAGAGAUCCUUCUGUUUCCUGAAGAAUCUCAAAAUCUGAGAAUGUACUUUUCACACAGUAGAAACAUACAGUUUGAAUGAUUUAUUUCAAUAAAAUACAAUAAAUACAUUUAAAUUA
Epinephelus fuscoguttatus (brown-marbled grouper) is the source of this 2837-nucleotide messenger RNA. RefSeq names its product dynein, cytoplasmic 1, intermediate chain 2a (gene dync1i2a). Lineage: Eukaryota; Metazoa; Chordata; Actinopteri; Perciformes; Serranidae. Bases 161 to 2011 code for a protein of 616 amino acids. Gene Ontology annotation, cellular component: cytoplasmic dynein complex. Gene Ontology annotation, biological process: transport along microtubule. The record is from RefSeq and is a predicted model, not a curated record. The transcript has 17 exons. Gene Ontology annotation, molecular function: dynein heavy chain binding; dynein light chain binding.